Messenger RNA from Colletotrichum acutatum, 498 nucleotides. RefSeq lists its product as uncharacterized. The transcript has 2 exons. The coding region runs from base 1 to 498 and encodes 165 amino acids. The record is from RefSeq and is a predicted model, not a curated record. NCBI's taxonomy places the organism in Eukaryota, Fungi, Ascomycota, Sordariomycetes, Glomerellales, Glomerellaceae.
AUGAGCAGGUCGAUAUUCGAAGGCCCUCAGCGGCGCUUGGUCGAGCUCUUAGUCUUGGCGUCAGCGGCAACAGCAGCAACCAUCAGCGUCGGAAGCACAUCACUCAGCCUGUCUAAUUUCCAGCUGAUUACAGAGCUCUCCGUUCCGCUGGGUUGCCUGUUGUCAUAUAACAAUCCCAUCGAAGGAUGCGAAGCCACCGACUUUGGUAGCACGGGAACGUGCUCCCAGAAAUGCAGAAAUGGCCUGACUCGCAUGCAAAGUAAUCUCCAGGACGUUUACGUCAUCGGCAGUGCAGACGAUAUCUACCACGACGAUAAUCAUUCUGCCUUCAACAACCGCUAUUGCUCCUCCUCCACCUCCGCCUCCGCCGGCUACGACGUCGGUCGCUCCACCGCCGCCGCCAACAACAUCAUUAUCAACAUCAACGCCUAUCAUACUUCCGCCGUCAAGCCAGGCGCCUCUGCCUCCGGCAACCACAGCGAUACCGCCAGUAUCUAG